This is a messenger RNA of Salpingoeca rosetta, 1029 nucleotides long. RefSeq lists its product as uncharacterized. Bases 1 to 1029 code for a protein of 342 amino acids. Gene Ontology annotation, molecular function: nucleic acid binding; zinc ion binding. NCBI's taxonomy places the organism in Eukaryota, Choanoflagellata, Craspedida, Salpingoecidae. The transcript is spliced from 5 exons. The record is from RefSeq and is a predicted model, not a curated record.
AUGGUUGGUUUCUUUGAACUCCCAGGCGAUGCUGAUGAGGAAGAUGACGCUGCGGAACGGCACGAGUGUGUUGCGUGCAAUAAGGUCUUCAAAGCAGCCAAACAGCUGGCGAAUCACGAGCGGUCAAAGAAGCACAAACAGAAGGUGGAGCAGUUGAAGCGCGAUCUGCUGGCGGAAGACGAUGCUGCGGCGGAGAUGGAUGUGGCUGUCGGGGACGAUGAGCGCGGGCUGGGUGGCCUGAACACAGACGACGUGGACGGUGAUGAUGAUUUCUUGGAUGAACUUGAGCAGCUGAGCUUGCGGGCCUUCUUGGACGAGGAGGAAGAAGAAGCAGAGGAGGAAGAAGAGGAAGACCAAAGCGAGCAGGAGGAUGAGGAGGAAGAACAGGAAGAAGAGCAGGAGGAAGAGCAGGAAGAAGAGGAAGAGGAGGAGGAUGAGGAUGAGGAUGAGGAUGAGGAGGAUGCAGUCAGAAUGGAGGUGCAGUAUGCUCGGGCAUCUGAAAGCGACGGCGAAGGUGAGGGCGAUGAGAACGUAGCUGAGGGUGCGACGGAAGCUGCUGAACCAUCCGAUGGCCAGCCAUCUUCGUCCCGACGCCGGCGUCGCCGUCGCAAAGACAAGAGCAAACAACCAGCCGUCAAGCCUACACAGCCAAAGGACACAGAGGGAUUGGCUUGCAACGUGUGCGGCCAAGGGUUUUCGAGCAGAAACAAGCUUUUCCAACACAUCAACACCACCGGGCACGCGCUCCACCCGAAGUACGCCAAGCAGCAGCAGCAGCAGCAGCAGCAGCAGCAGCAGCAGCAGCAGCAGCAGCAGCAGCAGCCGCCGGCGGAGAAAGCACGAGAAGAGGAGUCAGCAGAAGCGCCCCAAUCGUCGCGUGUGCAACAGAGGCGGCAGCGCGGCAGGAAGCAGGGCGGGCUGCUCCCAGGGAAUGACAUCAACGCCCAGGAUGACGACGAUGAUGACGAUCCGUGGGCUGAUGGUCCGCGCGGGAAGCGCGGGCGGAGAAAGCGCAAGGGCAGGCGCUGA